Molecule: messenger RNA, 2053 nt
Organism: Gilbertella persicaria
Lineage: Eukaryota; Fungi; Mucoromycota; Mucoromycetes; Mucorales; Choanephoraceae
Product: ATP synthase regulation protein NCA2-domain-containing protein
Exons: 4
Coding region: 18-1655 (545 amino acids)
Cellular component (GO): mitochondrial outer membrane
Source: RefSeq, a predicted model, not a curated record
CUUUGAUACCGACCGUUAUGGACACUUUUGUAAGUGAACAAGUAAAGCGACUAGAUGCGGCUUUGAACCAGUCUUUUGAACAGAAGCUGGAAAAGAACGGCAUAAUAAAGAACUUUGCUUCCCUUAACGAGAGAGAUCAGUUUUUAUUCAAAGCAACACAAGCACUUGACUUGACAAGCAAUACGCCCCCCGCCUUCGAAAAAGUACAAGAAUAUCUUGAGAAAUAUCAUGACACAUCUUCUAUUAAUGCAACAGAAUCAAUGGAUACAGAACUUGAAUCAUUUUUUAUUGCCAAAUGUACGAUUGCAGUGUAUGGUCAAGUCUUCUCCAAAGUCCUCAACUUGACUUUGCCAGUAUCAGAGUCAAUCGAUUAUUGGAAUCAUAUUCAUGGAAGCACCACACGAGAAAUUUAUUAUGGAUUACAAACCGCACCUUAUCGCAUUUUCAAUCUAUUGAAAAGCACAACAGAACAGAUCACUCAAACGGGUGCAGUAGCUCAACAAGUCAAAUCUCUUUUUACUUCAUCCGAUUACAUACUCAGACAACUGUUUCCUAUUCAUAACAUCAAAUCCAGCAAGCAAAAACAACCUUUCGAUGCCCUCAAAUUCUUUACACUUUCUUUUCAUCGACGCCCUUUGAUUCUUGAAAUGUUAAGCGAUGAAAUCAAUUUAAAGAAGAAUGCUCUACAACAAUUCAGAGCUGAACAAGCUGCUUCUCUGGGUAUCUUAUUACUUAGCCCUCCUCAAUUCAAAUAUGAUCAAGGCAAUGAUUUCACAAGUACCAUAGCUAACGAAACCAAAAACUGUAUUGAAAUGAUCAAAUACCUUAUGGAACCUUCACAAACAAAGAAAGUGAAGAAGAAUUUACAUCAUUUCCAGACACAACUCAGUAUGAAAAAUUUAAAUGCAAACUCUACACAAGAUAUUUCAAUGGAACUGUAUCAAUUGACUAAGGAAUGGGCUUCUACUUACGAUUGCCAUUUGCAGCUUGUGCAAUCGUCGUACGGUAUUCCUUCAAGACUGACCCGUUACUGGAUACCAUCCUUAAUAUCUUAUUUUGCUGCAAGUUGGACAAUACAGUAUGGGCUUGAACGAAAAGAAGACAUCAUUCAUUGUUUGGAAGAACUAGGUAAAACAGCGCACGAUUUUGUUCUCAAUUGGAUAUGGGAACCUGUCAGAAAAGUGUACAAUACCAUUCGUCUUAAGGAUCAAAGAUUGAGUCUCUUGAGUAAGGAAGGACUCUCCAGUGAUUUAGAUUCUCUUGAGCGUAUGGUGGUAGGAUUUGCCAAAGAUAAACUACAUAUACCUGAUUCUGAAAUUUCCAGAAUCGCAGCAGAUGUUAGAGAAGGAGACAUUUCAGUCUUGUUAAAGGAAUAUGAAAAAGAAAUCAAGAAUCCUUUGAAAAAUGCUAUCACGGGUGAUUUGCUUCGAACAAUUCUUAUUCAAGUGCAAAAGACAAAAGUAGAUAUUGACCUUGCUAUGGCUGCUUUAGACAAAUUGUUAAAAUCCAAUGAAUUGAACUUUGCCUUUCUGGCCGUGGCACCUUCUAUGCUUUUGAGUUGGGCCUCUAUUUCAUGGUUUAAGAAUGCUGUGCAAGGCAAGUCGCAACAAAAAAUAAAGAAGGUUGGACAACCUAUUCGAGAAACACUCCGGUAAGUUGUUUAUUAGUUGCAUUUCUUUUUCUCUCACACAAAAUGUUUUCUUGUUAGUCGUAUCGAGAGACAAUUGAUCAUAAACGAACCAAUUCAUAAAAGAGAAGUUAGUGAAUGGAAAAUUUCUACUGAUGAAGAUGAAAAAGACCCUCAUCAAGUUCAAUGUGAAACACAAGGUAUUUUACUGUGUGAAGUUCAUUUAUUACGUGCCUAUGCUCGUUCAUUACCUCAACAAAACUCUACUCGAGCCCGUUUCUUAGAAGACGUUCGAGACUUGGAGAAUCCUGCUUUGACAAAUGAACAAAAAGUACAAACAAUUGCUCGUAUCGUUCGAUUUUGGCAAUUUGUCUAAAGAUUGUCUCUCCUGUUUCUUUUAAUAAACACAGUAUCCCUUUUGUAUAA